GACCAGUGGGAAGCUAACCGGCAGCCUGAGGGAGUGAUCAGGUGGAAGCCGUGCGUGGUCAAGGAUGGUCGGCGCAGAAAGAAGUUGGCUGACGAUGGAUACUGUGCACGAUGCACAUCAACCAACAAGCUGUCAGAAGCUCUUUCCGACUUUUCGUCAUCGUCACCUUCUCCCCUCAUGGGAACCGGCUCCUUCCCAGUCACCUUUGUACCUCUUUGGUUUCACCUUUUGACUGCUGCCUUCUGACUUCCUUCUCUUCAUCUCAUCCCAUUCCUUCCAGGCCAUCGCACGUUGUCCUUUUACCUCGCAAACAUCAACCAUCCUGUCAGCAUUGACAUUCAAACGCUACCUUUCUUCUGAAGUGCCGUCUCUACUGCAUCAGCGGUCGUCAACAUGAUUGUCCACCCAGAUAUGCUGAAGUCUGCUUCAGCCACCUCUUCGGUGGCCCCAAUUCCCACGGUAAUCCCUAACCCGGUCAUCACUAUCGCGGCCGGAGACAUGGGAAAGAGAACCCUCUGGGUCGUUGUCGUCCUCAUGGCCAUCUCCUCUCUCGCCUUCUAUGGCAUGGCUUUCCGCGUUCCAGUGCAAAAACGCCUUUUCCACAUACUGACUUCCUUCAUCACUACCUUUGCAUUCCUCUCCUACUUCGCCAUGGCCACCGGGGAUGGCACUAGCUUCAACACAUACACCGAGACCAUCCAUCACAAGAGAGUCCCAAACACACAUCAAGACUACAAGAGAGAGAUCUACUGGGCAAGAUACGUUGAUUGGGCUAUUACUACACCACUUCUCCUGCUGGAUCUGUCCCUUCUCGCUGGUCUCAGUGGUGCUAACAUCCUGGUCGCCGUCGUUGCCGAUGUGAUUAUGAUCCUGACUGGCUUGUUCGCUGCCUUCGGUAGCAAGGACAGCCAGACCUGGGGUUGGUAUGUGUGGGCAUGUAUUGCCUACCUGGUCGUGGUCUACCAAUUGGCUUUCAAUGGCCGCACUGCUGUUGCCAACAAGGACAGCAAGACGAAGACCUUCUACGCAUCGAUUGCUGGCUUCACUCUCAUCUUGUGGACGAUCUACCCAAUUGUUUGGGGUUUGUCCGAAGGUGGCCAUGUCAUCGAUGUCAACCAGGAAAUCGUCGCUUACGCCGUCCUGGACAUCCUCGCGAAACCAGUCUUCGGUUUCUGGCUCUUGUUCACCCAUGACAGCAUGUCGAGCACUUCUCCAUCCCUUGAGGGAUUCUGGUCCCAGGGCUUCGGCAGUCAAGGAACUCUCCGAGUUGGUGAUGACGAUGAAGCAUAAAGGCGUCCGCUGACUAUUCCAGGUUGGUGAUGACGACUAAACGCCUCACAUCACGCAUGGUAACAAAUGUCGGAUCGAGAAUGUCAGUGAGAGUUGAGAAAUGGAGAGAAGUCGAAAGAUUGGAGGACGGAGAUUGGGGUGGUAAUGAUCACCAAUGCAUGAUAAGGGCUGCAUCUUCAUGACGCGAGAUACGAUGACUUACUUUCAUAAUGGCUGACCUAGGAGAGGUCUAGCAUCUUCGAGCUUAUGGCUGUGGAAGCUUGUAAGGCUUGACAAGUCAAUUGUACAAUUACGUCCUCUCCUUUUGCGUGUCAAACCCGGCGUAAGGCUGCAUGAGACAAAAUGAAAAUUAUUGCGAAAGAA
Molecule: messenger RNA, 1653 nt
Organism: Exophiala xenobiotica
Lineage: Eukaryota; Fungi; Ascomycota; Eurotiomycetes; Chaetothyriales; Herpotrichiellaceae
Exons: 5
Coding region: 394-1290 (298 amino acids)
Biological process (GO): monoatomic ion transport
Cellular component (GO): plasma membrane; endoplasmic reticulum
Molecular function (GO): monoatomic ion channel activity
Source: RefSeq, a predicted model, not a curated record